AUGGCUUCAGGAGAUAUUCAAUCAGAUGAAAGUCUUUAUCCAAUAGCUGUUUUAAUUGAUGAACUUCGUAAUGAAGAUGUUCAAUUACGUUUAAAUAGCAUAAAGAAGUUAUCCACAAUUGCAUUGGCGCUUGGUGUUGAAAGAACACGAUCUGAACUUAUUCCAUUUUUGACUGAUACAAUUUAUGAUGAAGAUGAAGUUCUAUUAGCAUUAGCUGAACAAUUAGGAACAUUUACACAACUUGUUGGUGGUGAAAGUUAUGUUCACGUUUUAUUGCCACCAUUAGAAAGUUUAGCUCAAGUUGAAGAAACAAUUGUACGUGAUAAAGCUGUUGAAUCACUUCGUAUAUUAGCACCACAACAUUCAACAACAGAUUUAGAAACAUAUUUUGUACCAACUGUUAAACGUUUAGCACAAGGUGAUUGGUUUACAUCACGUACAUCAGCAUCAGGUCUUAUAUCUGUGUGUUAUUCACGUGUUUCAAAUCAUGUUAAAGGCGAAUUACGACAAUUAUUUAAAAGUCUUUGUCAAGAUGAUACACCAAUGGUACGUCGUGCAGCUGCAUCAAAAUUAGGUGAAUUUGCUAAAGUUGUUGAACCUGAGUAUUUACGUCAAGAACUUGUUUCAUUAUUUACAAAUUUGGCAAAUGAUGAACAAGAUAGUGUACGUUUAUUAGCUAUUGAAGCUGGUAUAUCUAUGGCAAAUUUAUUUCGACAUGAAGAUCUUGAACAACAAAUGAUGCAAACAUUACGUACUGCUACAGAAGAUAAAUCAUGGCGUGUACGAUAUGUUGUUGCUGAUAAACUUGUUGAAUUACAAAAAGCAGUUGGUCCUGAAAUAACAAAAAAUGAUUUAGUUACAUCUUAUUGUGCAUUAUUAAAAGAUCCUGAAGCUGAAGUACGUGCAGCAGCAGCAUCAAAAUUAAAAGAUUUUUCUACUCAUUUACCAGCUGAUACACGUGAACAAAUGAUUAUGUCACAAAUUUUACCAUGUGUUAAAGAUAUGGUUGGUGAUAUGAAUCAACAUGUUAAAUCAGCAUUAGCUUCAGUUAUAAUGGGUCUUUCACCAUUACUUGGCAAGGAUAAUACACUUGAACAUCUUUUACCAUUAUUUCUUAGUCAACUUAAAGAUGAUUAUCCUGAAGUUAGGCUUAAUAUUAUUUCAAAUCUUGAUUGUAUAAAUGAGGUUAUUGGAGUUCGUCAAUUAUCACAAAGUCUUCUACCAGCUAUAGUUGAAUUAGCAAGUGAUGCUAAAUGGCGUGUACGUCUUGGUAUUAUUGAAUAUAUGCCAUUAUUAGCUGGUCAACUUGGUCCAGAAUUUUUUGAUGAAAAAUUAAGUAGUCUUUGUAUGAGUUGGCUUACAGAUCAUGUCUUUGCCAUACGUGAAGCAGCUACAAAUAAUUUAAAAAAGUUAGUUGAAAAAUUUGGUCGUGAUUGGGCACAAAGUACGGUUAUACCAAAAGUUAUACAAUUAGCACGUGAUCAAAAUUAUUUAUAUCGAAUGACAUGUUUAUUUGCUGUUAAUGCCUUGGCUGAAUCGUGUGGUCAAGACAUAACACAACGAAUGAUGUUACCAACUGUAGUAACACUUGCCAGUGAUCCUGUUGCUAAUGUUCGAUUUAAUGUUGCUAAAACAUUACAACGCAUUUAUCCAGCACUUGAUCAAAAUGCAUUAGCUUUACAUGUUAAACCAUGUUUGGAAAAAUUAUGUCAAGAUUCUGAUCAUGAUGUUCAACAUUUUGCAAGUGAAGCUCUUGAAACUUUGACCAAGAUGUCAUUAAAUUCCGUUGCAUUAGAUGAAUUAUCUGAAUUUCUUGAUCCACAAGGGCGUCUUGAUAUAAAAUCACUUGCACUUCAGACAUUACUAUCAUUAACUGCAUCUAAAGAAGGUCGUCAUUUAUUAUUAUCAUCAUUGCCUAACACUGAUCCAAAUAAAUCAUUAUUAUCACGUAUUUGCCGUCUAGUAUUUGAAGAUGUUCAAGAAUCAAUUCGUUUUGAUGCACUUCUUUUUUUAGUUAAUUUAACAGGUGAUAAUGAAUUAUCAAUACUUAAUAAUAAACAAAUGUCAAUUACAAAUGAUUUUUGGUUACAAUUAUUAAAACAUUGUAUUGAUGAUCGUCAAUAUGAACAUGCUGAUGCUGGAUGUAAACUUUUAUCAAAUAUAACAUCUCGUACAAUAACAAUUGAUCAAUUAAAUGAAUUAAUAAAUCAUUUUGAUAAAAAUUAUCCAUUAUGGUUUGAUAAUGUUAUUCAAGCAUUUUCUACAAUUGAUUAUAAUUUUAAAAAAAAUAAUCUAGAUUAUUUAUCAGCAUUUCUUGUUAAUUUAACACAAUCAAAAAUAAUUCGACAACGUUUAAGAGAUAAUGAACAUUUAAAACGUUUAUUAUGUUUUACAGAUCAAAAUCAUUCAAUUAUACGACGUGGAAGUAUUGCAUGUAUACUUAAAAAUUGUUGUUUUGAUCAUGAAAGUCAUGAACAAUUAAUUUAUCAUAUGAGUAAUAAUGAUGAUUUUAUAUGUUCAUUACUUUUACCACUUACUGGUUCAACAGCUGAUGAAUUAACGGAAGAAGAAAAUGAACAAUUACCAAUUGAUUUACAAUAUUUACCAAGUAAUAAACAACGUGAAACAGAUCGAGAUAUUCAACAAAUUCUUCUUGAAGCAAUUCUUCUUUUAUGUGCAACAAAAUCUAUUCGUAAAUAUUUUCGUUCAAAACAAAUUUAUCUUAUUUUACGACAAUAUCAUCAACAACCAAAUUUAGAUUUUGCAUGUGAUCGUACAUGUGAACGAAUUAUUCAAAUAUUAAUUGGUGAUGAAGAUUAUAAUGUUGAAACAGAUAAUCUACUGGAAUUAAAUAUUCCUGAAGAUUUAAGAGAAAAAUUUCAUGAUAGUGAUCGAAAAGAAGAAGAAAAUCAUCUCAAUCAAUGA
Rotaria sordida is the source of this 2925-nucleotide messenger RNA. Lineage: Eukaryota; Metazoa; Rotifera; Eurotatoria; Philodinida; Philodinidae. The record is from the annotation of a GenBank genome assembly.